AUGGCAUCUCUACUAACGAUCAUAACUUCCAUUCUUCUCGCAACCAUCCUACCCUACUACCUGCUAACCACAUACUUCCGAGCCCGUCGAGCCUCACAAGCAGCUCAAACUCACGGCUGCAAGCCCAUCCCUCGAGUUCAAAGCCGCGACCCAAUCUUAGGCUUUGACACAUUUAUCAAAAUCCAAAAAGCAGAUGCCGCAGGACAUCGUUCCGAAGCAUACAGAGCACUUCAUCAACAGUAUGGCUCAACAUUCUUGAUGAAUUCACUAGGCACGGAACUCCAAACUUCUCAGGCUGAGAAUAUCCAAGCGAUUUGCACCUCUUCUUUUAACGAUUGGGGUGUGGGACCCAUGAGAGGAACCAUUGGACUUCCUUUUCUCGGACGGGGAAUUUUCACAGAAGAUGGUGAAUUCUGGAAACAUUCAAGAUCACUCGUUCGACCGACCUUUAGCAGAGCCGAGAUAGCAGAUCUAGAUAAUUUUGAACGUCACGUUACGCGGUUCUUAGCUUUUAUUCCAAGAGAUGGUUCGACCUUUGAUAUGCUCCCUCUUGUGAAAAGAUUGUUUCUUGACACAUCGACCGAAUUCCUAUUCGGCAAAUCAACAGAAUGUCUCGCCGAAGAUACACCCAUUGAGACCGACAUAUUUAUGAAAUCCUUCGACCGUGCUCUGUUAGGUUUAGCCUUACUUCUCAUAUUCAAACCUAUUCGAUGGCCACUGUACUUCGAUCCUUGGUGGAAAGAAGCAUAUACAAAUGUCCAUGCAUUCGUUGACAAACGUGUAUCAGCAGCCUUGGAGAAACAGCGAAACCCCAAAAAAGAAACGGGGCCCAAAAGAUAUGUUCUCCUGGAAGAAAUGACCAAAAUAACACAAGAUCCGUAUGAUCUCCGCAUGCAUAUCAUUAACGUAUUUUUUCCGGCUCGAGAUACAGCUGCUAUUGCUUUUGCUGAUGUUGUAUUUGAACUUGCUCGUCACCCUGGGGAAUGGAAGAAAUUGAAGAUGGAGGUUGAUAGCAUCGAUUCAAGCCAGGCAUUGACGUUUGAAUUUCUUCGCUCGUUGAGAGUAACCAAGGCUAUAAUUAACGAGUCCUUACGCUUACAUCCAGCUGCCUCGAGACUUGGUAAAAUAUCUCUAAGAGAUACAAUCCUACCGAAAGGUGGUGGGGAAGAUGGUCAAUCCCCAAUAUUCGUACCCAAGGGUACUGUGGUUGGGCUGGAUUUGUAUACAUUACAACGAGACCCAGCAAUAUGGGGAGCUGAUGCAGAUGAGUUUAAGCCAGAUCGAUGGUUAGAUGUAAACCGGCCGCUCUGGGAAGCGAAAUGGCAAUACGAGCCAUUUUUAGGUGGCAUCAGAAUGUGCCCUGCACAGAACCAGGUUCUGAUUCAAUUAUCAUAUCUUUUGGUUAGGCUUGCACAGCAAAUUGAAGUCAUCGAGAACAGGGACGAGGUUUUUGAAUACCUUGAACGCGUUACUAUGACCGUGGAAAGUAAGAAUGGGGCGAAAAUUGCUGUCAGAUAUGUUGAUUGA
Botrytis deweyae is the source of this 1527-nucleotide messenger RNA. RefSeq lists its product as uncharacterized. Gene Ontology annotation, molecular function: oxidoreductase activity, acting on paired donors, with incorporation or reduction of molecular oxygen, reduced flavin or flavoprotein as one donor, and incorporation of one atom of oxygen; iron ion binding; heme binding. Bases 1 to 1527 code for a protein of 508 amino acids. The transcript is spliced from 3 exons. Lineage: Eukaryota; Fungi; Ascomycota; Leotiomycetes; Helotiales; Sclerotiniaceae. The record is from RefSeq and is a predicted model, not a curated record.